UACUCUCAGCCCCGACAAACAGAAGUCUCUCGGUUUGGCUGGCAGGCGAGUACGGAAGACAACUGAACAACACCAGGACCGAGUGAUUAAACGAGGCUGCCGCUGUAACUAACUGAACACUCUUUAUUUUUCACACAUUUCACAGUCAGUCGCUUCCUGCUUCACUUGCUCUUCCCUCUCGGGGUUUUCUCUCUCUCUUUUUAAAGACUUUAACUCGCCGUUCUCACAUUUUUCGGCCGAAGAAGAAACAACCGGGUAAAUAAAGCGAAAUAACGGCCACGGUUCGGUUUGGGUGAAAUGUGCGGAGAUUCCCACUGUGUGCUGAGGAGGGUGUCCAACACAGAGCUGUAGUUUCUCUUCAAGAAGGCGAGGAAUGCAAUCUGAGCAUCAAUGUUUCACUGGGGCAAGUGGAAGAAGAGGAUGGGAGCCAAUAGUUCUUCAAAGAGACCAGUUUUCGAUGAAAAGGAAGAUGUGAACUUUGACCACUUCCAGAUAUUGCGUGCCAUCGGGAAAGGCAGCUUUGGAAAGGUAUGCAUUGUGCAAAAGAGGGACACAGAGAAGAUGUACGCCAUGAAGUACAUGAACAAACAGCAGUGCAUAGAGAGAGAUGAGGUCCGAAACGUCUUUAGAGAGCUUGAGAUCCUACAGGAAAUUGAACAUGUUUUUUUAGUAAAUCUCUGGUACUCGUUCCAGGACGAGGAGGACAUGUUCAUGGUGGUGGACCUCCUCCUGGGAGGAGACCUCCGCUACCACCUGCAGCAGAGCGUCCAGUUCAGUGAGGACGCCGUCAAACUCUACCUCUGUGAGAUGGCGCUGGCGCUGGACUACCUGCAGAGCCAGCACAUCAUCCAUAGAGACGUCAAACCGGACAACAUCCUGUUGGACGAGCAGGGUCACGCUCACCUGACGGACUUCAACAUCGCAACAAUCAUAAAGGAUGGAGAGAGAGCCACGGCCUUAGCUGGAACCAAGCCCUACAUGGCCCCAGAGAUCUUCCAGUCGUUUGUAAGUGGAGGGACGGGUUACGCCUUCGAAGUGGACUGGUGGUCACUGGGGGUGACGAUCUUCGAAGUGCUGCGUGGAUGGAGGCCCUAUGAUAUCCACGCCAGCAACUCAGUGGAGUCCCUGAUUCAGCUCUUCAGUACAGUCAGUGUGCAGUACAGCCCGGCCUGGCCCAAGGACCUGGUUUCCCUCCUGAGGAAGCUACUGACGGUGAACCCAGAGCAUCGUUUCUCCAGCGUGUCCGACAUGCAGACAUCUCCCUACCUCGCUGACGUCAACUGGGACGCCGUAUACGAGAAGAAAAUGGAGGCUGGAUUCGUCCCUAAUAAAGGUCGGCUCCACUGCGACCCCACCUUCGAGCUGGAGGAGAUGAUCCUGGAGUCACGUCCCCUCCACAAGAAGAAGAAGAGACUCGCCAAGAACCGGUCUCGAGACAACAGCAAGGAUUCGCAGUCUGAGAACGACUACCUGCAGGAGUGCCUUGAAGUGGUGCAGCAAGAGUUUAUGAUCUUCAACCGGAGCAGGUUGAAAAGGCGUCAGGAGGAGGGUCAGUCUGAGGCCGGGGCCGACGACGCCAGCGGAGACGGGGACAGAGAGGCCGAAGCCGGGGGGGCCACCGACGACGACGCGCCCGACCCGGACCCGGACCCGGGUCCCGAGCCGGAGCCCGAGUCUUCGUCCUCCAAGCUGAGCAUGUGCGGCUCGGUGUGCUCGUCCCCCGGCAGCUGCUAGCACUGACGGUCGCUGGUCUCUCCGGCCGCCGCAGCUGUUUGUGCCAAUAGCUCGUCCUCACCUCUGUCUCCUCUGUCGUAGCUCGGAGUGGAGGAAACGCACAGCAGGGCCACUUGACGCACAGCAGGACCUAAAAUGGCUCCCACCAUUUCCCUUAUCUUUCUUUUCUGUAGCAUCCUUCCGGUAAGGCAUGAAUGAAGCGGAGAGUCCCCUCCUACUGUAUCUGUCCCACCUAGAGUAAGCUCUAACUUCUAUGCAAUGUUACAGUAUAGCAUGACAAAUAAGGUAUCACUCAUUAGGAGGUGUUCAGGAGCAGAAAGCUCCACGAGCAUGAUGACAUCCCGAGCAAUAGCAGUCCACGUGGUCUCCUGUUCUUUUUGUGGGGUUGGUGGUUUUGGUGGAGACGCCUCCCCGCUCUGCCUUCCUGUUCAAAAUCUGAUGGGUCGACUGAAUUAUUCAGCACCUGCAGGCUCUUAGUUUAUGUUGUUGCCUGUGUCUUCAGUUCACUCUCCCCCUCAGCCUCCUUCAUGUACCGUGUGCCCUGAAUCGGAACAAGUGUUUUUCAUCUCCACCUUUUCCAGUUAGUGUUCGUGGCCGGUUUCACGUCGUAAACCUGUUAAAAGUCGGUGCCUGUUGAUGAUAAUCAGUAUUGGUUAAUGGAUGCAUCGUAGGUCAGAGUGGUAGUUUGAGUUUCCUCUCUAAGCGUUCGCCAACACGUCUUUUUCCAAGCUUUUUUUAGGAUGAUGGAUGCUGUAAUUUAUGGGAAAUCAGUGCAGCAAUCAGAAUGAAAUGUAGUGUUAUGGGCCUGCACCGUCUGAUUCAGAGAGAAACUCUGCUCUGGGGAAUAAAUACCAAUCAGCAACAAUCACAUCCUUUAAUAAUCUAUUAGAAAGCUCUGUUUGCUUCACUAGACAUCAUCCUCUCUUUAAGUGCUUGGUUAGUAUAAAGAUCAUCUCCCUGUAGUUUGUUUCAGAGCUGUACUUAAACGUGUAGCUGUGCCCUGUUGGUACUUCAGAUUGUAUAGAUGAGUUAGUCUAUUGCUGUCAUCGUGAUAGUGGUAUAUUUAAGGUGGCACCAUUAAUCUCAGCGUGGGAUUAACACCUGGGAACAUGUAGCAAAAGUCCACCUUAAAACCCUAAGGCCUAAUAAAAUGAAAACCAUGUAAAUAGCAUACGGUAUAGGUAAUUAAACUCACCACAGUUUUAUGUGGGACUGCGAACUCGACAUAUAAACUAAAGGAAGAGCUGCGUGAAGCUUCUCACUGCUUCAUUCUUCUCUUCUUUCCAAGUGUGCAGGCACAACUUGUAGGCAAAAUAUGCCAAAGCUUUUCUACCAUUUGCAUAACCAUUUCUAAGGAACUUUGAGUGUGUGAAUGUAUGUCUCUUUUCCCAGUAUAACAUAAAGUCAACGUUCCUUCUGCAAGUGAAAAAUCAUUUAUACAAUCAUAUUGUGAUUAUGUAUAAAGUAUAUAUUUCAGGUUAGGGGGUGACCUCAAAUUGAUAGUUUUGGGAGGUUUGUCUAUUCGCUGUCUCUAUAAGGCUGAAAUGAGAAGAUUGAAACCACUGCUGCAAGUACGAAGAGGCAGUAGCCUA
Molecule: messenger RNA, 3326 nt
Organism: Lates calcarifer (barramundi perch)
Lineage: Eukaryota; Metazoa; Chordata; Actinopteri; Centropomidae
Product: serine/threonine-protein kinase 32C
Exons: 12
Coding region: 391-1734 (447 amino acids)
Biological process (GO): regulation of signal transduction; protein phosphorylation; G protein-coupled receptor signaling pathway
Molecular function (GO): G protein-coupled receptor binding; ATP binding; G protein-coupled receptor kinase activity
Source: RefSeq, a predicted model, not a curated record